This is a messenger RNA of Maudiozyma saulgeensis, 855 nucleotides long. The record is from the annotation of a GenBank genome assembly. Lineage: Eukaryota; Fungi; Ascomycota; Saccharomycetes; Saccharomycetales; Saccharomycetaceae.
AUGAAUCAUAUACCUGUUGCUGUUGUUACUGGUGCCACCAGAGGUAUCGGUAAAGCUAUCGCAUCUCGAUUAUCCAAAGAAGGCAUGAGUUGCAUACUAAUUGGGUCAACAAAACAAAGUAUAGCGCAAAUAAAAGUACAAGAACAUUUACAUUUUGUAAACCCAUAUCAAAAACAUCGAGCAUUGGCAAUUGAUUUAUCACAGUGGCCGCAAUGGACAUUAAACUCCAAGGGAAUAUAUUCUGGUAUUGAUUUCCAAGGUGAUACUAGUGAUAAGAUAAUACCUGGUCAAUAUAGAUUAUUUCCAAAAGUGAAUCAACAACUUUGGGAAACUCCAAGGACCCAAUAUUAUAUAAGUUUAUUAGUUAACUGUGCAGGAAUUUCACAACAUUCAUUAAGUGUAAGAACUCCAACAGAACAAAUUGCUAGAAUCAUGAAUUUAAAUUUUGCUAGUUGUGUAAGCCUUUCAAAUUUAUCUAUAAAACAUAUGAUGAAGACAGUACGACAAGAUUUGUCAUCAAAACAUUGUAUACCGGGAUAUGUUCCACCAUGUAUCAUUAAUAUUUCAUCCAUUCUUGGUGAACCAAAAAUGACGAUACCAGGAACCACGAUAUACUCUGCGUCAAAAGCUGCAUUAACUCAAUACACAAGAGCUCUCACACAAGAAAUUACUACCUGGGGUAUUCGUGCUGAAUCUAUUUCCCCUGGCCUUGUUACUGGAACUGACAUGACAAACGAAAUGGAUCCAAUUGCGAAAGCUCAAUUGGUAGAUUCCCUGAUAGGAUUACCCACACACACUCCGAAUGAAAUAGCCACAGAAGUAUGGAAAAUAUACUCCGGUAACAAUAGCCUUUGA